AAAGAUUAAGGAGUGAGAGAUGGAAUACAAAAAAGUGAAGAGUGAAUGAAAUUGGCCAGCCAAGGAGAUUGGAAGAAAUCACAGGAUUGCUGCGCUUUAUUUAAUGUAAUUUUAGUGUAAAUAAAUGGUAUAAUUGUUACAAUUUCGUGCUUUUAAAUGUUAGUGGUGUACUAUUUCUAUCACUAUAAUGUCAAAUAGCUCAAUUGAAGGAAAAAUCCAAGGAUUACAGGAACGUCUAGAUGAAAUGCGUAUACGGAGAGAAGGUGGCCUUAGCAGCCAGGGUGGUAUCGGGACUGCUAGGCCAGGAAACGUCCCUCCAAACCGAGUUAGGCCAAAACUUCCACCCAUGUUCUCGAUACCAGCUUUUCCACCAAGAACUCCUCAAGUCACUGAUACAGAAAACAGAAUGCGGGAAGUUUAUAAGGUCAGUGGAAAACUAAGUGUGGAUGGUAAAGAAUACAAGUCGAGUAUUGAUGAACUGCAGCAUCUGGGUGAACUUGGCAGUGGUACAUGCGGUCAUGUUGUGAAAAUGUUGCACAAACCAUCUUCUGCGGUUAUUGCUGUUAAGCAAAUGCGUCGAUCAGGCAAUUCGGAAGAGACGAAACGUAUCUUAAUGGACUUAGAUGUGGUGGUACGAUCUCAUGAUUGCCCCUACAUCGUGCGGUGUCUAGGUUGUUUCGUGACGGACGCCGACGUGUGGAUCUGUAUGGAGCUGAUGGCCUCCUGCUUCGAUAAACUGUUGAAGAGGCUAGGAGCUCCUAUACCUGAGACUAUACUUGGAAAAGUAACGGUUGCGACGGUGAGCGCCCUCUCGUACCUGAAGGAGACCCACGGCGUGAUCCACCGCGACGUGAAGCCGAGCAACAUUCUGCUGGACGAGCGCGGGAACGUCAAGCUCUGCGACUUCGGCAUCAGCGGCCGGCUCGUCGACUCCAAGGCGAAGACCAGGAGUGCGGGCUGUGCCGCCUACAUGGCUCCGGAGCGGAUAGACCCGCCGGACCCGACCCGACCCGACUACGAUAUCCGGGCCGACGUGUGGUCGCUCGGCAUCUCACUCGUGGAGCUGGCCACCGGAGUCUUCCCCUACAGAGACUGUCAGAACGAUUUCGAAGUUUUAACCAGGGUAAUAGCAGACGAUCCACCUAAGUUGCCUGAAGAUAGUAAUUUCUCACCAGAAUUCAAGUCAUUUGUGUCUCAGUGCCUAACGAAGAACUACAGACAGCGCCCGAAGUACGUGAAGCUGCUGGAGCACCCGUUCGUCGUGAAGUCGUCCCGCAGCGGCGUGUCGGUCGGCGCCUGGUACCGCGCCCUGCCCCGCGCCUCCGCCCCGCACCCGCCCGCCCCCACCACGCCCACCACCACGCCCACGCCCACCAGGGCAUGGUGGGCGACCCCGAGCGGCGUGAGUGCGGGGGGGAGCAGCUCGCAGCCCGCCAGUCUUGAGGCUGACUUCUCCAAUCACUCGCCCUACCCGAGACGAAGGACGAUAGAUGCGUGCGCGUCCCCUCCCCCGCCGCCCACCCCCGCGCGCAGGGUGUCGGCCGACAACCGCUGGAGGGCCUCGCCGGCGAGUUCAGGCAACACCAGCCCCAUAGUGUUGCAGAGGUUUUACCAUCAGAACCAGCAGCGGAGAUCUAGGGUCGACCUCCAUUCGACACCGAGGCACAGAAGCUUGAGCAGAGAGCACAGCGCGGGCCGCUCCCCCGACCCCCCGCCGAGAACCAACAGGCAUCCGAUGUUAGGACACGAUGCCAACGGCAGCAUAGAGCUGGACCACUCGUCGCUGCACGAUAGGCUGCAGUCACGGUCGCCGCUGUUACUGAGCGACAGUUUCGUGCGCAGGCUGUCCGAGGGCCGCAGCCAGAGCCUGACGCGCGCCGAGCUGCGGAACGGCUACAAGGGCGAGGUGAGCCCCCCGCCGCCCCCGCCCAAGCACCACCACGACGACCAGGGCUGGCUGCACUCGCUGGCGGGGCUGGUGAAGCGCCGUCUCACUCCCUACGUCAAGUGGCAUCACGUUGCAGCGCGCCGGGACUCGCACCGACACCCGCACCAUCUGCACCAUCGGUGGGGCAACAGUGAGAGUUGCAGCAUGCCGUCGUCGCCGCUACCCCCGCGAGCGCCUCCGCCGCGACCCACAGACUAGUCUCCACUCAGCGCGCGUACAAUCACUAUGCUUACACAAAUACAUGGAAAUAUAGCAUUCUUUGCACACACAAACACACACAAAGCAGUUUAAAUUAUUAUUGCUUGUUUGAAAAAACAACGAAUCUUAAAAAUCGAAAUCAACACGAAACAUGAAAUGUAAUUGUUUUUUUUUUUAAAUAGAAACCUGAUGGUUUUACAUUUUACAGUAGAUUACGAAAGGAAUGCUUUAUUUCCUGAACGCACGCCGAUAACGCGAAAUACGCGGCGAUUAUUAUUAGCUCUAUGAGCCUAAUGUAUUUUGACUGCUUGUAAAUAUUAGCACUAAAUGAUAAUAAUGUAUACUUGUAAAAUAUUUAAUGAUGAAGAUGUUCAAUUAAUUUAGGCGUGAAUUUUUACUCUCAAAUAAUGCUACCGAAAAUAUCAAAGUUAAACAUUUUCAAUCGUUUUCGUAAUAGUACAAUAUUUUGAUGCUGGCAAUAUCAUUAGUUUUAAUGUUGGCAAUAUUGUAUUUUUUUGUAACUGGCUUAAAAUAUGAAAAAUUGUGCUGUUUCACUGAACUAAACUACUUAACUCAGUAUGAAUUCUUUUGGCUCAAAAUUAAACCGAUAAUGUAAAACACAUUGAAUUAAGUGAGCCAAAAAACCAACCAAUAAACAAUGAGUGUUAUUGACAUUUUUUAUUAUUAUUUUAAUUUAACAGUUAAUAGUGGACGUCAUUGCUUGAUGUGAACACGCUGAAUUUGUUUGAAGGUCAACGGCGUCCGCUAACUAUGACCUCUUGUCUAUAUAGUCUUGGUACCAAAAAAAUCUUAUUAAUAUCUAGAAUAAGGUCGUCUAGUUCCGACUUGAUCGAAUUGUACAUCUCUUGGACUGUUUGUACGAUAUUUGUAUGUGUGUAACAUGUUUAUCGAUGACUAAGGUUACCGAACACUUUUAACUUGCAAAUAAACACUUUGACCUUAAAUUAUAAGUGUAAUCUAAUAAACACACAUUUGAGUUGAUGCAACAUGCGUUAUAAUUUUAUAUAUCUGUUUAUUAAUUAAUUAUUGUUGAUUAAUAUUUUCGUCUCCGCUACAUUGUCUUUUUGUUUAAUAUUAUCUUAUUUUACACACAGUUGGACUCACAAAAAAUCUUUCGUCAGCCAUUAAUGAACGCUACCCCUAAUUUGAGUUGUAUAACUCAGUAGCACGUACUGCCUCGUCGAUAUUACGAUCUGUCCAGAGCAUUGGACUGAAACGAGGAAGAAGGAAGCAGAUGCUCUUGUGUCUUUAGCCCUCCAUUGUUUCCGUUGAUUGUCAAUUUUAGGAAGUUGUCACUGGAUGUACGAGCGAUGGGUCCACACAAAUUAAACCUCCUCCUUCUCCUCUCCGAGCGUGUCUUUUAAGGGCUUCAUAUUUUAGUUUUUUUCUUCUCAACCUAUUCGAUGGCAAGGUGCUAUUCCAGCAACACACUACUGAAUUUGCUAACACUGGCCAUAGCAAGGGCAGUGCUUCGCAGAAUCUAGUCUCAGAAUAAGAAUAACCUCCUGAGAAAAUCCAGUGAGAAACUCAGUGAGCUAUUUCAGAGCACUAGCGAUACUUUUCGUUUAGGACGAAGACGUGGACACGUCUAAGUAUUUCCCGGUUUAAAUCUAAUGAUGACUUAUUAAUAAGGUAAUCUGUGUGUUGUUGUUUAUUUUCAUUAAUUUCGCAUCUGUACAAACAGUUCAACGACCUUGCACGGUCAAUGUGCGUUGUGGAGUCACGUUCCAUGAUGUGUUCCUAUUUAUAAUAUAAUUGUAAUCUAUCGUAAAUAUAUAUAAAUAACUAGACAAAGAUAUAAAACUGUUAAUUAUUUCAUUUACUCGUUUGUUACUAAGCCGAUUUUAUUUUUAUUUUUGUUUAAUAGCCACCGAUGAGCUCUGAGACAUUUUUGUUUUUGAAAUCAUCAGGUUAAUAAAUAUCCGUAAAUUAAAAAAAAAAACAAAAGUGAAAAUGUAAUGCAUAAAGUGAAUAUAAACCUUGAUGUUUAAGUGAAUAUGGUCGAAUUUAGAUCACUGGGAGAAGGCUAGGUAUGAUAGAUGUUUCACAUUCAAAGAUCCCGAUAUUUAUAUAUUAUUGGGAACGGCCAAAGUAGAGGCGCUGCGGAGAUGAGCUCAUUCCUAUGCCGGUACUUGGCAAGUUGUCGUCUAUCAUCAGCAGGGAUAAAUUCUUUGUGCUUAGUGCUAGUUUUUUAAUUGAAACAGUUUCCCUACGUUUGCCGCUAGGGUGUUCUGUAAUGGAGACAAAAUGAACAAACAAACUUAAGAGUCCGAUCGCCGAAUGUUUUUUACGGAAAAACCGAAGCAGUCAAAAUUAUAAUAUUAAUCAAAGUAUGUUAUUUUAAAAUUUGAUUCAAUCAAUAUUUCCGUUAAUCGUUCUUCGAAUGAUUACACUUUUAAUGUAAGAAGUAAUUGAAUAUGCAAUUUCGAAAAGGGCACAUGUCGCAUAUUUUGUCAAAUACGUUUUUUCAUAUGCAUGUAGUUUUGAGGCUUACCUACACCCAUUUUAUAAUAAUUCAAGUAAUUUUCAAUUGCUAAUUAACACUAAAAUAUAUCUCAAAAACUAAUAUUUUAAAUUUUACACUGCUUUAGAAAAUAAUCAGUUAUUUUUCAUUUCCUGAACAUUUUACAUUUUCAGAGAUGUGCCCUUUUCGAAAUUGCAUGUUCAAUUGUUUUACUUUCUGUUUUUAUCUUUGCGUUCCAAGGAAAAUUUGUUUCAUCAUCGCAUUAUGAAAUACGGAUUGUGAAUAUACCUGUAAUAUAAAAUAUAUAAAUAUUGUAUAUUUUAAGGAUCGCAAUAUAAUUUUUUGAAUUUCUCAAUUUUAAUUAAUAUUAGAAAAUAAAUUAUUGUUUUUAUUUUUAUUUUUUUUAUUUAUAAUCGAGACAUUUUCAAUGUAUAGACGCUUUUUAUUUUAUUACUUGUAGAGUAAUGUGCAUAUUUUUAGUUUUUAUAAAUGUACGACCAAAUGUAUAGAAAUAUAAAAUAAUAGAAUUUGAAUAUAUUA
Molecule: messenger RNA, 5171 nt
Organism: Bombyx mori (domestic silkworm)
Lineage: Eukaryota; Metazoa; Arthropoda; Insecta; Lepidoptera; Bombycidae
Gene: hep
Product: mkk7
Exons: 16
Coding region: 188-2146 (652 amino acids)
Biological process (GO): protein phosphorylation
Molecular function (GO): ATP binding; protein kinase activity
Source: RefSeq, a predicted model, not a curated record